UCAGUCAAAUUCACACAUAACCUCCCCCCUCCUCCUCCCCCCCCAAACCAAACCCUUUCUUUUUUUUUUCCUGUCAGAAAACAGCCGCAUUCGCCAACCGCCGCACGGAAGGAAAAAAAAAACGUGAUUUUGUCCCCCCCUUCCCCUCUAGUUGGCGGCAGGAAAAGGCCGCGGAGUCGGGUUUGCGUGCGCUGGGGCCUGCGGCCUAGCUGGGUGUUUAUUGUACAAAUUAACCCCUGGGGGGGGGGGGGGGGGAAGAAAUAAAUAAACCCCUAAGUGGAGGAGGAGGAGGAGGGGGCAAAGGAUCAGAUUCAUCUGGCGUUGUUCUCGGGAAAACGCUGUCCUUGCCGCCGAAGAGAGAUGUCGAGGCCUGUCAGGAAUAGGAAGGUCAUUGACUACUCACAGUUUGAAGAUUCUGAUGAUGAAGCCUAUGGAAGAGAUUCACCCCCUCCGGCUAAGAAAGCACGAGCAUCUCCCAGGGAAGGAAAAAACAAACGAAAGUCUGCGAAAAAUGCGCGAGACGAAAGUGAGGAAUCAGACGACAAGCUUUAUGAGAAGGACCUGAAGGCUGCCAUUGCAUUGUCCAAGAAGGAGACAUCCCAUUCACCUGAUGAGGACAUGGGGAGUGAAGAAGAUCGGGAUCACGGCGACAGUGAUUAUGAAGCUUCAAAGAAAAAGGGCAAAAAAGGAAAAAGGGUUAAAGCAGAUAAGAAAGAGAAAAGGACACUCAAAAAACCCAGGAAAUCAGCUGAAGCAGGCGACGAUGAGAGUGAAGAUGAAAAAGGCCAGAAAGAUGGUCGUCAGAAAAGGCAAGCUGCGUCCAAAGCUGCAAGCAAACAGAGAGAAAUCCUGUUGGAUGAUGGUGGAAGCGAAGAGGAACAUGAAGAUGAUGAAGAGGCUGUUCAGGAAAAAGGGGAUUCUGGAAGCGAUGCCGACUUCUAUGUGGAGGAGGAUGAUGACAGCGACUAUGAGAGUUCUUUGAAGAAAAGCAAAAAAGGAAGGAAAACUAAAACGGUACCUGAGAAAAAGGAAAAGAAGACACCUAAGCCGAGACUCAGCGCUACAGUCACCCCUGCAACCCCCAGUCCGGUAAAAGGCAAAGGAAAAGGACGGGUUGCUGCCACAAAGGCAUCACCACCUUCUAAGGGGCAACCACCUGAAAGUCCUGCUAAAGAAUCAAAGAAGGAGAAGAGCCCUCCACCAGAAACAAACGAGGAAGAAGAGCCAGAAGAUGAUGAGGAGGAGGAAGAGGAAGAAGAUGAGGAGGAGGAAGAGGAGGAAGUUAAUUCUGGGGAUGACUGAACAAUACAAGGGGAUAUUUUUUAUAUAAGUAGACUUAGAAUACAACUUCACUGACAGCUUGGUUCACAAGGUUUAGACACGGGACUUGUGUGUGUGUGUGUGCGCUGUUUUUAAAAGGCUGUGUCCCUUUUUGUAUCCUGCAGUUUGUAACAAAAUCAAAUUUUAAAUUUGGCUUGCUAUUUUAUAGGAGUUGCUUUGAUCUUUUCAAAAUUAGAAUCUGCAGUCGGUAGAAACUGCCCGUGUUUUUGGCAAAUUACUUUGACUGUUCAAUGACAAUUUCAAAUGAAAAGUCGUACCAAGCUACAAAAAUAUUUUAACAACAGCGGGAACACCCUGCUUAUGUUCAGGCAAACCUCUCUGCUUGUUUGAUCUCUGCCUUCCAAGAAGUUAACACAACUUCCCAAUUAUAGCAUCUAAUUGGGUACAAAAAAAAGGAUGAAAUGGAUGAAACUUGUUUAUUUUAUAAAACAUGACACUCAAUUCAUGUUGUCAGCAAAAUGGUAUAAAUUUCCUCGUUCUCUUGUUGCGUUGCCCAUUGAAUAAAUCAUUCCUGUGGAUUCCGUUGUUUGAAAGGUCUGAUAACAAACAACAAGAUCAAAGGCUCCUGUAAAUAUAUAACAUUAGCUUAACUAUCUCAACCUUGUAAAAUUUAAAUGCUGUAAAUACAAAUAGCGAAAUGAACAACAAAUUAUAAAUGUAGCUUCACUAAAAGCAGGUGUAGUUUUUGCACAUGGCUUCAAUGAAAUGUGAUAACAGACCAAAUGAAAGUGUCUGUGGCAUCUUAAGGACCGGCAUCUGUCAUGAGCAGCGAUGCUGACUGAUUGCCCUCCGUACCUCAGUAUAUUACCCAAGGAAUUUUCUAAAAUUCAUCUCAAAUAUUUUAGUCAUUUGUAGCCAGUUAUCUCGUGAUUUGAAUACUCUUCUUGAACCGAACCAUCCAUUUAAAUUGAAAAUGUGAACCGCAUGGCAUUUUUCCAGCAUAACUAAAGAUCAAAUGAUAACAUGUAACCCCCAGUCAGCUGCUACAGUCUCAUUUGAGAUGUGUAAAUUUGCAAGGAAAAUUAAUGUACAAUUUUAAUAAAAAAUAAAAAUACGGUUAGUUUCAGCCAAUACUUGUUUUUAAACUACUGGGAUCUAAAAGGGCUCGGUGUUCUGCAGUUCAAAUCUAGCCGGUUCACAAAAAGGAAAUCCUCCAGUGCAGCUGAUGAUUGGAUUUAAAAUAUUAUGGUCAAGUUGCUCAAGUAAAUGAGUGAUGGUGUGGGUUGCGAUAAUCCUGUAACACUACUACACGGUUCUCAUUGCUACUUUUACCGUAAACACUUAGGUGUUUAAUAUUGAAAGGGGGGGAGAAACGGCUAUGCACCACCAACAAUCACUUAGUCAUCAGGUCUGAUCUUGUGAACUGAAUUGUUUUUGUUUUUUUGCAGAUUGAAACAUUUAAAAAUGAAUGUGAUCGAAUCCUGAAAAAACUGCGCAUUUGUUUGUCUUUAUCAGCAUUUUGUCAAAGCAGCCAUAUCUUUGUAAGUUACAGAAAGAAAAACUUGUACAGCCAAUUCUUAAUGUUGACAUUCAAUUCAAGUGGGCUUUCAAUUUCUUUUGUUUUUAUUUUCGCUACAGAACAUUAAAUGUCUGCUGAUGUAAAA
Messenger RNA from Leucoraja erinaceus (little skate), 2945 nucleotides. It is a transcript of the gene nucks1a, whose product is annotated as nuclear casein kinase and cyclin-dependent kinase substrate 1a. Bases 361 to 1302 code for a protein of 313 amino acids. The transcript is spliced from 8 exons. Gene Ontology annotation, molecular function: double-stranded DNA binding; single-stranded DNA binding. Gene Ontology annotation, biological process: double-strand break repair via homologous recombination; interstrand cross-link repair. The record is from RefSeq and is a predicted model, not a curated record. Gene Ontology annotation, cellular component: cytoplasm. Lineage: Eukaryota; Metazoa; Chordata; Chondrichthyes; Rajiformes; Rajidae.